This is a messenger RNA of Owenia fusiformis, 422 nucleotides long. Lineage: Eukaryota; Metazoa; Annelida; Polychaeta; Sabellida; Oweniidae. The record is from the annotation of a GenBank genome assembly.
ACUGUCGCCAUGGUUACAAGAUGAAUGGAGGACAGUGUAUUUCAGUUUGGGAUUUGAACUGCCUGACAGAGCCUAGCAUAUGUAAAGAGAUGGAUGUUAGGGCAGAAUGUGACGCGGACACAGGUAUGUGUGUCUGUCCAGACACCUAUAUACAGAAGAACAACACAUGUAUUACAGAAUGCACAAAUGAAAGCUGUCAGGUUUUGGAUAUUAACUCAGUAUGUGGAGAUGCCAAUAUGUGUUCCUGUAGAGAUGGAUUCAUACAUGAUAAUGCUACAAAUAUAUGUGUCCUGUUGUACCAAAUGAACUGUAGCAGUAACGCAAGUAUAUGCGAGAUAGUUGAUCCAAACAGUAGAUGCAUAAAUGAUCUGUGUGGAUGUAAGGCAGGCUACUCUAUAGGCCCAGAUAGCCUCUGUAUAAAC